AUGGAAAAGAAAAAGAAGCUAAAAACAUCAGGUCAGUUUUCCAUCUUGGCUGACGACCCUCAUCCACGGGACCUCAAUAAACUUCAUGUACCAAAACCACCCAAGGGCCAUCAGAAACCAGGUCUCAUGGCAUGUGUGGAUAAAACCCAUCCAGUGAGUCUGGAUCCUGACUCCCAGCCUCUGGCCUACACAGAACCAGAAGUGCUUCGUUUUGAUGACCAAGGGAUGGUUCUUCCACACAGCAUCCUGGGUAGUUUAGAGGAUUUCAGAAGUUAUCUGGAGGCUGAGGGGGAGACAGAGUUGGUGAAGCGAAUACCGACGUCCCAGAGAGAUCCUCCACCUGAGACCCCAGGAAGGCCUCACUUUAAGGCUGUGGAGAGUGGGUGUGGGAUCUCUUCAGGCCACAGAGACAUCCAGAGUAAUGCCCUGCAGCACUGGCAUACACAUAUGAGGCAGCGUAGACGGCAGCAGGACUUCUUAUCUGAUUUGCUCCACAGGCCAGUCGAGACUUUACUGAUGAACCAAUCUUACCGCUUCAGAGAAACUCAGGAGCGGAAGGAAUUUCUAAACCAAGUCAUGCCACUCAUCCACUCUGGAUAUGGUUAUCAUGUGGGCAGUGAGUUUUGGAGUCUCCCCCAUCGUUAUGGAGAUGAAAUGAGUGGCAUCACAGCCACUCUGACUCAGACAGAGCAGGGCAGACGGGACCCUGUCACACACGUAGGACAACCGAGCAGCAUCCGCCAGGAAUCAGGAAUAAUUUGUGCUGAGACUCCACCUCCAGCCUCUUGGAAUCGGGACCAGAGUGCUUACCUACAGCACCAGUGCCAGGAGCUCGGGGUGGUUCUACGGGACAUGGACAUCAAAAAGCCGGACAUCGAUGGACUGGAGGUGAUAGGCUCUGGCAAGCCAUUCACUUCUGUCACAGUGUGCCGUAGUCCCCUUCUGGAGAAGGAAGAAGAGGAGAAGGAGCACAAGGAGGAGGAGAAGGAGGACCUUGAUCCAGUGGCACAAUAUGAUGGCGCUCGGUCGGGUGUUCUGCUCAUUCCUGCCUUGAGGUUCUGUGGUCAGCUUGCUAGCUGGACUGGAAACUCUGCCACUAACCAGGAUGAAGUAGGAUUAAGUGCCACAAUAAUCUUUGAGGUCCUGACUGGUGAAAGAGCCUCGUCACACCUGGAGCUGCACAAUGAGGGCAGCACAGCCAUCUUCUACAGCUGGCAGCAGCUUCCCGUGGCACGCAGCUUUCCUAACCUACGAUCACAAACAAAGUGCCCACACUUCUACUUCAAUUCCUCCUCUGGUGUGAUCCUCCCGGGUGACACCCAGAGGGUGGAGUUUAUAUUUAAGUCAGAGAAGCCUGGGGUCCAAACUGAACUAUGGCAGCUCAACACUCAUCCUGUGCUGCUGCAAGGAGCCUCCAUUCAAGUCAGGUUGAGGGGAGUAGCCCUGUACCAGGACAAAACGGCAGACCAGAGGUCUUUCAUAGAGACAAAGCUGGAAAAGAUAGUGAUGGUAAAAAUGUGUCGCUCGAUUGUGCAUGAGGUGCUGCGUGGGGUUCACAGCCCAGAGAGACCCAGCUCUCCUGCAGAGCUCUACAUCACUGAAGAGCAAAGGUUUCUAAACAAAAACCCCAAGUUGCAGUACCUUAAUCAGCCAGUUGAGGACCUAAAGAGACUGUGGCAAGAAAUGAAUCAAGGACACACCUGGGACUUCUCUGUUGAUACUCUCCGACAGGUUGUGCUGUCUCUGCCUGAUGGAGAGUCAGCUCAGGACACCACCACCAGAGAAAAGAGCCUGGCCCAGCUCAACUCUCUGCUUCUGCAGCUGUCUGAACCUUCUGAACUGAAACACCGACGUCUAACAGCAGCAGCUAUAGGACAGCAGCUGUGGAAAAACCUUCUGGACACGAUGGCUGGUGAGGCCAUGCGGCUCAGAAACCUGCUGGGCCUCCCGGAGAGAGAAACGUGGAUCGAUAAAAAGGAUGAAUCCGUAAUCUCUGAUGCUGAUUUGGCUGAUAAUAUAAACAAAGAUGAGAAGAGUGAGAAAAAGGGAGGAACCGCUGCUAAAGAGGAGAGGAGUGGAGCAAGAUCCAGAUUUAAAGAUGACAUCAAAGGAGAGUCCAGGUCACCGACAACUGAGAAACCAGCUGAGGAGAGCAAAAAGAAGGGGAAAAGAAGAGAUGAAGUGGGGAAGCGCAGCAAGCAAGGGAAAGAGUCCGCCACGCUGUCUGAUACCCGUCCUGAGAGCAUCAGUCAGGAACCUCCUGAUGACCAAAAUGUAAAAGCAGAGGUGACAGACAUUUACACAAGGCUCCUGCACAGAAAGGUUUACGCUCUGGUGGAAGACCUGGUGGAAACCCUGUGUGAGCUGAUGGAUGAGGGAGAUGAGGACAACGCACACAUUAUAAACACAAUAGAGACACAGUAG
Molecule: messenger RNA, 2424 nt
Organism: Toxotes jaculatrix (banded archerfish)
Lineage: Eukaryota; Metazoa; Chordata; Actinopteri; Toxotidae
Product: mycbp associated protein
Exons: 19
Coding region: 1-2424 (807 amino acids)
Source: RefSeq, a predicted model, not a curated record